Leptinotarsa decemlineata (Colorado potato beetle) is the source of this 1602-nucleotide messenger RNA. It is a transcript of the gene exd, whose product is annotated as PBX homeobox extradenticle. Gene Ontology annotation, molecular function: DNA-binding transcription factor activity, RNA polymerase II-specific; DNA binding. Gene Ontology annotation, biological process: regulation of DNA-templated transcription. Gene Ontology annotation, cellular component: nucleus. Lineage: Eukaryota; Metazoa; Arthropoda; Insecta; Coleoptera; Chrysomelidae. The record is from RefSeq and is a predicted model, not a curated record.
AGAUCGUUAGUGUGAGGUGCGACUCACUAGGUGAGGCUGUUUGUUCGAUGUUCGUAUGUUGAAUGUCAUUCUGUGGCACAGGCUUUACAGCAAAAUUUAUAUUUAUGUUCCUAUGCCAUAGCAUUAUUCGAAUUGUUUAUAGUUUUCAGUAAAUGUUCUUGAUUUGUCAAAACAUCUAUGAAAGAAAAAGUUUUUUAAAUUUCAGACUGUGAAUGUAUAUGUGAGAAAGGUUUUUGGGUAGUAACUUUGAAAUUGUAAAGUGCUUUUGAUACAAUGGACGAUCCAGGAAGAAUGAUGGGUGGUGGGCUGAUGCCUCAGCCUUACGGAAUGAAUCCUCAAGGUGAUGUCUCGUCGGGUGGUGAAAACGAUCAACCCAGGAAACAAGAUAUUGGUGAGAUUCUUCAACAAAUCAUGAACAUUACUGAUCAAAGUUUGGAUGAAGCACAAGCUAGAAAACACACUUUAAACUGUCACCGUAUGAAGCCAGCAUUAUUUUCUGUGCUUUGUGAAAUCAAAGAAAAAACUGUAUUAUCUCUGAGAAAUACGCAAGAAGAAGAACCUCCAGAUCCCCAACUGAUGAGACUGGAUAAUAUGCUCAUUGCAGAAGGUGUAGCGGGGCCUGAAAAAGGUGGUGGGGGAAUGCUGGCCUCCCUAUCUAUUGCAGCUGCGCAGGCCGGCCAACCGGACAAUGCUAUUGAACAUUCUGACUACAGAGCAAAGUUAGCUCAAAUUCGUCAGAUUUAUCAUCAAGAGUUAGAGAAAUACGAACAAGCAUGUAAUGAAUUUACGACACACGUUAUGAAUCUCCUGAGAGAGCAGAGUCGUACUCGUCCCAUUACACCAAAGGAAAUCGAAAGAAUGGUGCAAAUCAUACACAAAAAAUUCAGUUCUAUUCAGAUGCAACUCAAGCAGUCUACUUGUGAAGCAGUAAUGAUUCUCAGGUCUAGAUUUUUGGAUGCAAGAAGGAAGAGACGUAAUUUCAGUAAACAGGCUUCAGAGAUUCUCAAUGAAUACUUUUACUCUCAUUUGUCUAAUCCAUAUCCCAGUGAAGAAGCGAAAGAAGAGCUUGCAAGGAAAUGUGGCAUAACAGUCAGUCAGGUAUCAAAUUGGUUUGGAAAUAAAAGGAUUAGAUAUAAAAAGAACAUUGGCAAGGCCCAAGAGGAAGCAAAUCUAUAUGCGGCUAAAAAAGCAGCUGGUGCAUCGCCUUACAGCGGUACAGCAACACCCAUGAUGUCUCCUGCACCUCCUCAAGAUUCUAUGGGGUAUUCUAUGGGCUCAGCAUACGAUCAAGGUUCGGCAUAUGAUGCAAGCAGUUGUGGAUAUGACCCAAUGCAUGCUCAAGACCUGUCUCCUUGAACGGUGUUGAUGAAAUAAAAUUACGAGUAACACUUGUAUACCAUUUAAAAGUAUACCAGUUUAUUAUAAGUAUUGUCGUACUAUUGUGUCUGAUUUUACCUACUAGGGGUUAGGCAGCUUUAUGGACUUUUCUCAUGCCUAGUACUUUUUUUAUUUAAGAUUUCAAAAAUCAUAUUUAUAUUGUGAACUUUAACAUAGAAUAAGUAUCUUGUAUUUUACAAUAGAAAAUAAAUAAUCUUCAAAGUA